GCCAGUUCUUCCGGAGCUCGAGUGGGUGAAGAAAAAAAAUAUCUCCCGCACGCCGCGGGGGAGCUUCGCGUGCGCCGCUUGCUCACCGCCCCGCUUGCUCGCGCCGCGCCGGAACCGCUCUUCUUAUCCUGCCGCAGCCAUGCUCCUCCACCUGCUGCCGCUCUCCUGCCCCCGCCGCCCCGCGCCGGUGCUCCGCCCCGGCGGCCGGCCUGGCUCCGCCGCCGGCGGCCCGUGGGCUCGUCGGGCCGGGGGCCUGGCCCGGAGGCGGGCGCUGCGGCGGACGGACCUGCAGCCGGAGACGCCGCCUCGGCGGGGCCGCCGUGGGGGCGACGGCCACGACCCGCACGCUGGCGAGGCGCUGCUGGAGACGGUGCGGAGGCUGCUGCUCGCCAAGGAGGAGGCGGACGCCGAAGGGGACGAGGAGGAGGGGGAGGAGGAGCAGGCGCAGUUCCCCAAGCGCUGGGCCAUCGUCUUCCUCUGCUUCUCCGCUUUCCUCCUCUGCAACAUGGACCGGGUGAACAUGAGCAUUGCUAUUCUGCCUAUGUCCGCAGAGUUUGGUUGGAACCCUCAAACUGUUGGUCUCAUCCAGUCGUCUUUCUUCUGGGGCUACCUCCUAACUCAGAUAGCUGGAGGAAUAUGGGCAGAUACUGUUGGAGGAAAGACUGUCCUUGGUUUCGGGGUGGUUUGGUGGUCCAUAGCUACAGCUCUUACUCCCAUCGCUGCACAGCUUGGCUUACCAUUUCUUCUUGUCGUGCGAGCUUUCAUGGGAAUUGGUGAGGGGGUUGCCAUGCCUGCAAUGAAUAAUAUUCUUUCAAAAUGGGUUCCUGUAUCAGAGAGGAGCAGAUCAUUGUCUCUUGUGUAUAGUGGAAUGUACCUUGGUUCAGUGACAGGCCUUGCAUUUUCCCCCUUACUGAUACAUAAAUUUGGUUGGCCAUCAGUCUUCUAUUCAUUUGGGUCUCUAGGAGCUGUUUGGUUGACGACAUGGGUAACCAAGGCAUAUAGUUCCCCACUUGAAGAUCCUGGAAUCAGUGCAGCAGAAAAGAAGCUUAUUACUAGUCAAAGCACAGCAGGCGAGCCUGUUAAAACAAUUCCAUGGAAACUAAUAUUAUCAAAACCACCUGUUUGGGCACUUAUAGUUUCUCACUUCUGCCAUAACUGGGGAACUUUCAUUUUGCUCACAUGGAUGCCCACAUACUACAACCAGGUUCUGAAAUUCAACCUCAUGGAGUCCGGCCUUUUCUGCGUUCUUCCCUGGUUCACGAUGGCAGUUUCUGCGAAUGUUGGUGGUUGGAUCGCAGAUACCCUUGUCAGUAGAGGAGUAUCUGUGACAACAGUUCGGAAGAUCAUGCAAUCAAUUGGAUUCUUGGGGCCAGCGUUUUUUCUAACUCAACUAAGCCAUGUCAACUCGCCUGCCAUGGCGGUGUUGUGCAUGGCUUGUAGCCAGGGAACUGAUGCAUUCUCGCAGUCUGGUCUAUACUCAAACCACCAAGACAUCGGCCCACGAUAUGCUGGUGUACUGCUUGGUCUUUCCAACACGGCUGGGGUUUUAGCUGGUGUAUUUGGCACAGCAGCAACAGGAUACAUCUUGCAGCAUGGUUCCUGGGAUAAUGUCUUUGAGGUAUCUGUAGUGCUCUAUCUGGUUGGGACUUUGGUAUGGAAUGUGUUCUCAACCGGUGAAAAAAUUCUUGAUUGAAGAGUGUACAUAGCAUGCUCACAGUUCCAAGUGACAUAUUCGCCCUGGAUCAACAACUUGCCCCCUGGAUAAAGUUCAAGACAACAGAUGCAGCCCCAUGCAACUCAACUCUUCGGGAAGAGGCAACAGUGGACUGAUAGCUCCCAAGGUGAGAUUCCGAAAAGUCUGCCCAAUCCUGGAUACUGCUUGAUUGCACUUGUAUCAAGACACUUGCAAAAAAUUGCAAACGAAGCAUGGAUGAGUUGAGUAAUGCAAGCGCCUGCAGGAUAUGUGACUGUAUAUUUUGUUGAGUAUAGGUAUCCCUGUACAGCAUAGCUGAAGGAUUCAUCAUCAUACACCGUAGUAAUUUUGACAUGUUACUCCUCUCUUGAAUAGUUCCUUUCUGUAACAGCUCCAUGUAGAUUACAGCAAGAAAAUUUGCAAGGGGUUACUACUAACACAUUCAGCAUUUGAUGCAUAUGUAUCUAUUAACCUUUUGAGUUUUGAUUGAGUAUGGCAAAGUAUUAUUUCA
This is a messenger RNA of Panicum hallii, 2204 nucleotides long. RefSeq names its product probable anion transporter 1, chloroplastic. The record is from RefSeq and is a predicted model, not a curated record. The coding region runs from base 140 to 1693 and encodes 517 amino acids. Gene Ontology annotation, molecular function: transmembrane transporter activity. Gene Ontology annotation, biological process: transmembrane transport. Lineage: Eukaryota; Viridiplantae; Streptophyta; Magnoliopsida; Poales; Poaceae. The transcript has 10 exons.